Exophiala dermatitidis NIH/UT8656 is the source of this 3596-nucleotide messenger RNA. RefSeq lists its product as uncharacterized. The coding region runs from base 185 to 3352 and encodes 1055 amino acids. The record is from RefSeq and is a predicted model, not a curated record. NCBI's taxonomy places the organism in Eukaryota, Fungi, Ascomycota, Eurotiomycetes, Chaetothyriales, Herpotrichiellaceae. The transcript has a single exon. Gene Ontology annotation, molecular function: protein binding.
UACUUCUCGGCAUGUGCCAACACCACAUCGACCUGUACUAGUAAUUGUAGAACUACAACAGUUCUCAGCCUUCUUCAAGUUCGCCGCAGUCUUCAGUCGACGCGCAUCUACUUGGAUACCCUAAGACGUCUUUGCCGUCUUUUCUCGCCAAGAUGCUUCGACCUUUCAGCGCUUCCCCUCCAACAUGAAGCCUGACGUGCCGCCGUCGUACGAAAGUGCAGUUAGCCGUGAGACUUGGUCCAUUAUCGCGCCCUGGAUUCCUUCGAGCGAUCUGUGCUCGGCUUGCCUGGUGUCGCGGAAAUGGUACUCGAUAUUUGUUCCCUUCCUCUGGGGAGACCCCGCGUCUCAUUUUGGCAUCGCCAAUGACGCCGUUUACGUCGCCCUGACCCGAUUCAAGCGGACUCUGCGCAAAGCGAGACUCAGCGUGCGCAGUCUCACUCAUACUCUACACCUCCCACCCGCACUGAGCGAGAUUUAUGGCGGGCCCAAUCCGACGUGGCUGCGCGAUGUCCUCGAAUACCUUCCGAACUUGCAGAGCCUCAUUGUCACCAAGUUACCUUUCUUCGACCACCAUAGUCUCAAUGCUCUGAAGACGACAACCAUUGGGAGGAAACUGUCAAAUGGUGAAGAGAACACAUUGCCUAGCUUCGGGCUGAAACUACUGCUGGCAUCCAGCGAGCCGAACACCACGUCAGUCUCUUUGGCCAAUGCACUACCAAGGUUUUCCAGUCUUGUUUACCUUGACUUGUCAUACACAUCACCGGCCAGAGAUGCGGCAGUUCUAGCAGCCCUGUCCUUUUUGUCGGAUCUGCAAGUGCUUAAGCUGCGCGGUGUCGGUCUUCGAGAUGGAGAGGCCGAGGUGCUGGCAAACGCCAUUGGCAUUCGUGUCCGGCUAUUGGAUCUGCGAGACAAUCUUCUGACCGACAUGGCUGUCCGGUCAUUGAUGCAGGCAUGUUUUCUGCCUCCUGAUGCGCCUCAAUUAGGCUCUCUCAAUGUAGAAGAUUGGCCUGUAGGCAUGGCUCCCGGGCCGGACUUUUUCAGCCUCGAUACACUCCGAAGUGAAGAACUUGAUCGUGAGCUCCUCAAGCAAUUGACGAAUCCGCUGACCGGCAGGUUGGCGUUUGAGGACAUUCCGCACCGUGGCCUGACCCAUCUAUAUAUCUCAGGGAAUAAUCUUUCCGUGGAAGGGUUAUCCAGCCUCUUGAAGUCAGAGCGCCUCCACAUUUUCGACGGCGGGUCCGUCGACACGGUCAAGAUUAUUUCGAGGACAAAAUCUCUCUCGUCUGCGACUGGAUAUAUUGACGAAGUCCGUUUUCCGGGGGCUGAGAAGCUGGUUCCGGUCCUUGCGCAUCAUGCGAGGAAAAACCUCACCUAUCUACGUGUUGACCACGCACUGGUCACGUCAAAAGUAGAUAUCACAGCAGAGGCUGCGAAACCCAUGGCACCAUCGACCGAAUUGGCCGGCUCGCAACCGCUUGCUUCUGAGCUACCAGCAGACAGAGUGAUGGUGGAGGCACCCUCUUCAGAUCGCUACCCAGUAGAGCUGCCAGGCUCUAAUGGACCUAUUUUCGAACUGGACGCUACCCCAGCGCCGCCGAGGGCUGAGCUAAUUGGCGACGUGAUGUAUUUUGCCGUUAGCCCUCCCAUUGGAGACAAGCCGGAAGAGUCCAGCGAAAAGCCUGCGGAGGUUCAGAGUCCCAUCAGAGGUGAAGGGGCUUAUGCUCCAGAGCUGGUUGAUCAGAACCCAUCAACGAUGGAUUCUGGACAUGAUGAUCACGUUACUGUGACCGACUCGGAAAUCUCAGAUGAGACGGGUACUCACAGUACGAACAAAUCCCUGUUCUCUCCGGUCUCUCCCAUGACACCGCACUCGCACGGUACCAUGGGCUUUCAACCAUUGAUAUCUCCGUCUCAGUCAAAGCUCGGGUCUCCUAGUCAAUCAAGGUCCAACCCUCCGCCAACGUCCAGUUUGCCUACACCUUUGACUUCGGAGCCAUUGCCUCCCGCCCAGCCGCCUCCCACAAUUCCUCCCCCGGCUACCCCAACUCAACAUCGUCAUGCCCGUAUAGAAGCGCUCCUCGCCAAACGACCUGCAGGCUUGUCGUCCGAGGCCUUGAAGCCAGCAACACCGAUUCCCAGAUCAAUAGCUUUCAAUUUAAAGGCACUACAUCCUUGCCUGCUCCCGAACCUGAGGACGCUGAUACUUACCAAUGUUCCUACAACCGUGCCCAAGUCGUCAAAGCUCAUCGAUGCCCUGAAAGCUUUUAUAUCUGCCUGUGCCGACGAGUCGGCCCUUUCGCGCCUCUUAGCCAAGGCCGACUACUCGCUUCCUCCUGGCCGAGCCCGACAUAUCGCCGAGCUUGAGCAAGCGCGGUCGCUUUUUGCCCUCCGCACCAUCGUCCUAGAGAUGGAGCAGCAAGGCACAGGCACAGGAAAAGUCAAUGGCCAACGAGCCUGGCAACACUCCCGCCAACAUCUCAGCAUGAGUAAAUCCUCGACAGGAGACCGCGACAGCGAGAACCUUUGGUCUGCCGCCGAGAACGACUUUAGUUUCUUCGGCGAAGAAGGCGAGGAGCAGGAUGAAUGCGGUAUUUAUCAGCACGACCCGGAGAAAUACUUUCCCACGGCGCACUUUGACGACAAGAUUCUGUUGACGGCGGAUGAUGCCGACAGUGGUGGCUCUACCAGUCCUCAUAGCAGUGUGUUUGGGGGUCACGGCGGCGGCACGCUGUCCCCCUUUUCGAUGAAUUAUGCCGCCGGCUCUUCUGGUGUGUUGGGAAGUCCCCGGAAUUUGCCUCUCGGUCGGAACCGACGGAGCUCAAAUGAAGCACAACGAGGGAAUCAGAGUCCUGUUCUUGCCGAGGCCCCAGGAAGUGCUGGCUCGCUGCAAUCACAAAGACGUCCUCCGACAUCACAUUCAAUGCAGCAGCAGGCCGAAGAGACUACCGAGGAACCAACAGUCGACGUGAUCGCCGAGCUUGCCGCCUGGAGAAAAGAACGCAAAAAGGCAUACGAAGAUGAACUGGCGCGGUCAAAGAAGAUGAACAACCGUGCCGGAACUAAUUUCUUGACAAAUGGGAGACUCGGAGUGAACGGUGUGCAAGAGGAACCGCGAGGCUACGGAUACGGAUUCGAUUCGCAUGCCUCCAAUGCUUGCGUCUCCAAUCCUCCCCCUAUGUCAUCAUCGACUUCAAAUUCUACUGCCGAUCCGUGCUCCGACCUCGAUAUGAAAUUCGUCCCGGGCCACUGGACGGGCGAGAUCAAGGUCAUUCGAAACCCAGACCCGAAAGGUCGCACGGGGGUCGUGGACAUGUAUGGGAAUUACUUUGAAAAGGGGUAUUUAUAUCCUUGAGCAAAGCGAGGUUUGUAUUUACGUUUGCAUUAUCGACAUUAUGGAAUUGCGAUGCCCUUAUGCCUUUCUUGUACCCUUUCGCCUUCUGUUGUUGUGUUUAUAUACAUCUACGAUUUAAUGAAUGAUAGUUAAAAAACAUAAUGAUUGAUCACGAUCACGAUCCGAUCUACUCUGAUCUUCGCUGGUCGAGUUGUAACACCUAAGUAAAUACCAAUUAAUGAGAAUUACUUUGAGACAAGAUUAA